This is a messenger RNA of Scedosporium apiospermum, 3483 nucleotides long. RefSeq lists its product as uncharacterized. Gene Ontology annotation, cellular component: membrane. The transcript has 6 exons. Gene Ontology annotation, molecular function: amino acid transmembrane transporter activity. Gene Ontology annotation, biological process: amino acid transmembrane transport. The record is from RefSeq and is a predicted model, not a curated record. Lineage: Eukaryota; Fungi; Ascomycota; Sordariomycetes; Microascales; Microascaceae. Bases 1 to 3483 code for a protein of 1160 amino acids.
AUGAACCAGACUACGAGCACCCCCUUCUCCGCCUCCGCCUCCACCACCCCUUCUCCCAUCAUCUCGCAGAAUGGGAUCGGACGCCUCAGUGAGCAGUUCGGCCACCCCUUCUUCUCUCUCUCUCUUUCCGCCAUUCUCCGCUCGAUGACCGGCCUUGAGCAGGACGUCUAUAAUGGCGAUAACGAAGGCGGUCAGCCUGGACCUGAAGAAAAUAGGGUCCGGCUUUCCGCCAGCAACCUCGGCAAGCCUGAGGGGGCUGCUCCUGAAGAAAAUAGGGAGCAGCUUUCCAACGGUUAUGACCAGGAGAGGAAGCAGUUUUCCGACGGCGGAGUCGAGAUUAUCUCCGAAAGGGGAUAUUCUCUUAACUAUAACCGACCUUCCGACGACCCGUAUCAUCUCUCACAGGGAUACACACAGAGCUCCAUCCUGAGCUUCGACGGCCCAGGCGACAUUGUCGACUGGGACCUGAAGGCUCUUGAGGACGCGCUCCCGGCGAAUCCAGAAUUCCCGGACCCCCCUGAGGACGACGAGGACGACGACUGGGAUGGAGAGCGCGGAGGCGACGAGACAAUUCCGCCUCCUGCCGCGGGUGACCUGAUCGAGAACAGGCCCCAUCCUCCCCCAGAAGACGGCGAGGAAGAUCGGUGGUCCGAUGAGGGCGAGUCUUCCAGCGAAGAAGAGAUGGAUGAAGAAGAGAAGGAACCUGGUCCCUCUCCCCGGCAAACUUCUAGUCGUGCCGACCGCAAUACCAUCUGGUUCAUUCCAGAUCUGGGUGUGUUUGUGGACGGUGCUACCGGAAACGCAGCUGACAACGCUGCUGUGGUGGAAGAGGAGCCUGCGUCGAAUGACGUUCAGCCUUCUGAAGCCCAGCGCUCGGCGAAGUCGCUGCGGUCGGGAGAGCAUCUUCCGCCUUGGGAGCUCGCUGCCAAGGAUCGGUUGGUGUUUCAGAGGUCCAAUCCCCUCCUCCGACAUCCCUUCAUUGUCGCUUCGGAACGACGAAAGCGCCAGGUCGAGAGCCGAUUGGUAAGGGCUCGACGGGUGUUGAUGAGAGAACGCCUGCAAUCGCUGCCUCCUGACCUUGCGCGGUUUUUGCGCGACCAGGAUGGUGGUGAGCAGAAGCAGGCGCUUCUUCGUGCUCUAAUGAGGCGCCAGCCUCAGGGCCGUAGCGGAGUCCGACCUGACGGACCUGACGACUUCCGUGGUAGCCAGAGUACAGAUGGCAGUGUUCCGCAAGGACCUGCUCCCCAUCUUCAUCCAAGGGUUCCCCAAGAAACUCUUGAUCAGGGCAGCAGCUCUCCCCCUGCAGAGGGGUCAGGACUGAGCACCCCAACGAUGAGCCUCCCAGGCGGACGUGGCAGCCCUCGAAGUGUGGACUCGAAGUCUGUUGUUGGAAAGAGACGUCGGAGUAAUCUCCUUGAUGUCGAAUCCGAUGACGAGGUAGAGUACCUUGCGGAGAGGGGUCCGACCAAGAAGCUCAAGUUGGGGGGCAAGGAGCCCAGUGCGCUGGCUGGGCGUGGAAUUCCCACCGACUCGUCGGAUGAUGUUUCCAUGCACCCAGUGCCCGUCGCUCUCCAACCGCCGACGCAGGUUCCUCAUGUGGUCUGGGGACAAAGCGCGGCGGAUGACCAGCAGGAGGUUCCCAUGGUCGUGGAGCCUUCUGCUCCUCAGAUGAUCCCUCAGGACACCCAAAGUCUACCAUCUAUGGAUGUAGACGCUCCUGAGCAGCUGGCCGAGGACGAGGAUUCUGAUAUGGGCGAGCCUAUCCCUGAUGAGGAUAGGUCCCUUUCAGCACCCGACUCUCCCAUGGCCGACGUCGUUGACGAGGUUGAUUUCGCAACUGCAGUCAAUGACACGCUGAUGACGGAAGCCAGUGAGGAUGUGGAUGACGCCAGUCCAGCUGCCGAAGCCGUUAAGGACGGGGCCGGCACGGAUUCGGUUGAUGAUACUCCGAUGGUUGAGGUCACUGGGAAUUCAGAGGACGCGGGUUUGGUGCCUGAAGUCGUUACCGAAAGGGACUCGACGGACGGUGCUUCCGUUGAUAUGGUCAUUGGGGAUGAUGGCCCGGAUUCGGUACCAGACGCCGUUGAUUGUGGAGACAUCACCAGUUCGACUGAUGAUGAUCCCGUCAGCGAGGCCAUUCGGGACGAUGGCUCCGAUCUGGUACCAGGCACCGCCGACGACAAGGAUGCAGUAGAUUUAGUACCUGCUGCUCCCGUUAGCGAGGCCGUCCGGGACGAUGGCUCAGAUCAGGUACCCAGUACCGCCGGCGACAAGGGUGCGGUAGAUUCAGAAUUUGCUGCUCCCGUUGGUGAGGCUGUUGACGUUGUGGAAGAGGUCAUCACGGUACCUGACGCCCAAACGGCGAUCGAGGUUCAUGAGGGGGAUACCGCGAGUUCGGCGAAUCAGCUUGAUGGGAAGUCUACCCCUUACCCGACUCCCGAGAGCUCGCCUGAACCGCGGGCCAUUCCCCAAAUUGACCCAGCGCCGAUUCCGGCCAUGACGACGGCCACGACUGCUGUGCGAUCUGGCGAAGAGCCGAAGCCACGAAGUCUCACGACUUAUCGGCCAGUCAGAAUCGCGAUCCCAGCGGCAUCCUUGGUGGACCCGGAGGUCCGAGCGAAGCUUGGAUAUCCUCCGUGGAAGGAGCCAAAAUACCUUCCAAAGGAUGUGCGCAGGAUCCAGUCGGUCAAGUCUGGUCCGAAGGAGGACAGGUUCCAGCCCAGGCGGAAGCCCGCAAGGUCGUGGCGAAAGCCUGCGGAGAUGGAACCUGGGGAGGACAAUGCUGCGAAGGCCAUGAACCCGUCGGAGCCGUCGGGGGAUAGCCCAUCGCCAGCAACGGUCGCGGAGCAGCCCGACUCCAAGGCCGAACCUCCGAAAUCCUCGAAGACCUCGAAGCUCGUGGCUCUCCUCCGGGGUGGUGGAUCCCAGGACGCGAGGUCCGCAGCCACGGGCGACGAAGUCGACAUGGAAGAGGUGGAGAGUCUCCGGCGCGUUUUCGGCGGCAACGUGUGGACGCGGUCGCGGAAGGUGAACCGGAAGGUCACCCCCGUGGACACUCCCACGCCUGCCGAAGAGCCUCAGUAUCUCCAUGCCAUGACGAAGAAGACCACUCAUUCGUGGAUGAGAGGGAUCUUCGGCCUCUGGGGAGAAAAGGUCGGCCAGGCUUUGCCGGAGGCAGGUGGAGGGAGCAGUAGCUCCAUCGGUGCGGUGCUGGGAACGGCGGUGGUGGUGGUCACGGUCUGUCCCUUCUCCGCCCGAGCUGGUAUUGACGCUUCGAACCACAUCAUCGACGACGCCAUUCUAACUUCCGCCUGGAGCACCGGCAGCCCCUUUUUGUACUCCGGCACCCGUAUCCUCCGCUCCGUUGCCCACAAUGGCCAAGCACCGAAAUUCUGCAGCCGCACCGAUAAGAGAGGCGUCCAAAUUCUCUCGUCAGCUGCCCCGAGUACCAUACGCUCCAUCACUCCCGCCAGGCCUCGGUAA